CAGAUCUAAUAGGUAGCUGAACCGAAAUACACAACUUUAUACUAUACCAGCACUACCCAUCUCUCUCUCUCUGCUUUCCUCAAUUCAGAAGCAGAAACUUCAGGAAACAGUUAGAUGCAAACCCAAUUCAUCUCCCCAAACUCCAAAAUUCCUCAGAAAUGGGUACUGCGUUUCUUGCUGGGCUUGCGAUAGCUGCUACUGCUCUUGCCGGUAGGUACGGAAUCCAGGCUUGGCAAGCAUUCAAGGCACGACCGCCAAAGCCUAGAAUUCGUAAAUUUUAUGAAGGUGGUUUCCAGCCUACCAUGACAAAGAGGGAAGCAGCUCUUAUCCUUGGCGUUAGAGAGAAUGCGACUCCGGACAAGGUCAAGGAAGCUCAUAGAAGGGUGAUGGUCGCAAACCAUCCUGAUGCCGGUGGUAGCCAUUACCUUGCUUCUAAAAUCAAUGAAGCUAAAGAUGUAAUGUUAGGGAAGACGAAGAGCGGAGGAUCUGCCUUCUGAUACCCUUGAAGAUCCCUCGAUUUUUGGAAGCACCAGCUUCGUCGAAGCACGGUUAGCUGCUAAUCAGGCCAUUUCCAAAGUUGUCGUUCCCACCUCAUUCAAAUGAUAUGGAAAUCAAGCUUGUUUGCAGAUUAAGUUGAGGUGAUGAGGAUGGCAGAUCAAUGUGUUGAACAAUUAGUACAAUUUUGAUUAUGUCUUGUAACACUAAUGUUACUCGUAUCAAGACAUAUUGGAGUGAAGGCUGUAUUAGUAAUUGCCUUGAUUAAAAUCUACAUUUUUUUUUUCUUUUUUUGAAAGUUAAUUAAAAUCUACAUUGUCAUCAAACAA
This is a messenger RNA of Cornus florida, 824 nucleotides long. RefSeq names its product mitochondrial import inner membrane translocase subunit TIM14-1. Gene Ontology annotation, molecular function: ATPase activator activity. NCBI's taxonomy places the organism in Eukaryota, Viridiplantae, Streptophyta, Magnoliopsida, Cornales, Cornaceae. The coding region runs from base 159 to 497 and encodes 112 amino acids. The record is from RefSeq and is a predicted model, not a curated record. Gene Ontology annotation, biological process: protein import into mitochondrial matrix. The transcript is spliced from 3 exons. Gene Ontology annotation, cellular component: PAM complex, Tim23 associated import motor.